CAAGUAACCCUUUCGCCUUAUCGCGACAAUGAUUUAACAUCUUGGACAUUCUUCCGCGGGGUUCGCUAGAUCAAGAACCGAAUCUCCUAUAUGCCACCUAUCUAGGCCAAUUACAUCUUUUGCGCAACAUCGGCGGCCGUAUAAACCCUGGAAUCUUGUUAUCAAGCUUGCAAUAGAUCUCGGUACAUGCCUAAAAAGUCGGAAUGUAACGUUGUCACGAUUAGAACGCCGAUCGAGCGGGCGAGGUAUCGCGGACCUGAGGGCCGGCACGAAUGAUUUGAGUUUUGGUAUAUAUUACUCAUUACACAUGACCAAUUGUUAUGUAAGGACCCGGAAACGAAAAGUGAAGUAAUCAGCGACAAUGGUGGUGGGCUAUAGGACUCUUACCAGUCUUCUCUCUUGUGUGACGGUGUUUGCCGCGGCGUCACGGCUUAAGCCGUCCGGGUUACAAUCUAUCCCGCUUGACCUAUCACCGUUCUACAACAAUAAAGCCUUUGGAACAUAUCCAGGCGAGACCUCCUUCGAUACGUUAGGCCAAUCAUAUCCCGCACCUGAUCUAGACACGCCCUACUACACCUCGAGCUACACAGGUCUAGUAUACUCGUUUCCGGGAUAUACCGGGCCCAACAAGUCGGACAACGUUAUAGUCGAUGGUCAAACUAUAGCCGUGCCCGCCGGGUCAUACUUCUCGGCUUCGUUCCUGAUCUCCGAAGAUAAGGAGCUAGCUAUCGUGUCAGGGAACGUGACUUUCACGUACACCGAUAAUAGCACGUCGGUGUACGAACUACGCUCCCUGGACUGGUUCAGCUUCCUAACCAUCAAUCGGGGCGAACUGAUCUUCCCAAGUCGCUUCACCGCGACCGGUGUGGAUUAUAACACCAGCCACAUCUUUGAACGCACAGCGGCGCUAAGUCCCGGCAAGGAAUUGCGCGCAAUAUCUUUGCCAGAAGCGACUAGCGCAGACGAUGGCAGGCUGCACGUAUUCGCCAUCUCGUUAUGGACCGGGGGCUCAGCGGUAGAUGUGCAGUCUGUCCGCCCGACUCAAAAAUGGAUCAGCAGCGGCGUGCAAGCAGUCGAGAUAACGCUGAACAAUGCGGGAUCCGAAUGCGUGGCGGGUGAUGGCUUGAAUUUGACCCUAUUAGGGGAUGGUCUUCAGACUGCUGGAAAAGGAUAUCUGAAGCGCCUAUGCCCGGGCGAUCAAAAAAUCGUGACUAUCGGGGUAGAAUCCACUUCCUCAGCCGUAGUAAAUGUCUCCGUGAUCCUAGACUACGCUGGCAGUCAACGGACAACCGAGUUCGACAAUAUCCAGUUUGGGUUGACAGAAUGGACGACGGACCUAGACAACCUCGCAAAGCACGAGAGCCCAGAAUGGUUCAACAACGCCAAAUACGGGAUAUUCAUCCACUGGGGUCCGUACGCCGUUACGGGAUGGGGUAACUCGUCGCCAUACGAAAGCUACGCAGAAUGGUUUUGGUGGUACUCGACACAUCACCCCCAAGCCGACCCCUCAGACUUCUACGACUACCGGCUGCGUACUUACGGCAAAGACUGGGCAUAUGACGACACCUUCCCAAACUUCACGGCGUCGGCCUACGACCCGAAAGCGUGGGUUGAUCUGAUCGCCGAUGCCGGCGCCAAGUACUUCGUGAUAACCUCGAAACAUCACGACGGCUUCUCGCUCUUUGACGCCGGCUCAUCCAGCAACCGGUCCGCACUGCACUAUGGACCGCAGCGCGACGUGCUAGGCGAGCUAUUCGACGCGGCCGCCAAGUACCAGCCGCAGCUAAAGCGCGGGACCUACUUCUCGCUCCCCGAGUGGUUCAACCCGGACUUCGGGCCAUACGGCUUCGACCAAUUCGACCCGGCCACCGUGCCCGGGACCAACAGCUGGCCCGGGGUCCAGGCCACGAACCCGUACACGGGCGCCGUAGAGCCGUACACCGGACGCAUCCCGGUCGACGACUUCCUGACGGACGUCAUGCUCCCGCAGAUGGACACGCUGGCGUACGACUACGGCACGGACAUCAUGUGGUGCGACUGCGGGGCCGCGAACGUGACCGCGACGUUCGCCUCGUCCUGGUUCAACGCCGCGCGCAAGCAAGACCGGCAAGUCGCCAUCAACAGCCGGUGCGGCGUCCCCCAGGCCGCUGACUUCGAUACGCCGGAGUACAUGCGUUUCGGGUCGGCUCAGCGGCGCAAGUGGGAGAGCAACCAGGGCAUGGACCCGUAUAGCUACGGGUACAACCAAGCGACGCCGGCGUCCGCUUACAUGAAUGCGACUACCUUGAUCUACACGCUAGUGGACAUCGUGUCGAAGAACGGGAACCUGCUCCUCGAUGUUGGGCCACGCGCCGACGGAACCAUAGUGCAGGCCGAGGUGGACCGGCUGCGCGAGGCCGGGCGCUGGAUCAAGAGCCACGGGGAGGCGGUGUUCGAUACGACGUAUUGGUUUGUGCAGAGCGAGAUCGAGGGGGGUCCCGACGUGAGGUUCACGCAGGCGGAUGGGGCGUUCUACGUGUUGUUUUUGGAACGGCCGGCGGUGGAGGAUGGGGUUGUUAAAGUUGCGGCGCCGGUGCCUGUGUUGAAAGGCGACGAGGUUAGUCUGUUGGCUGUCGAAGGAGGAGGGAAGUUGGCGUGGAAGGUGAUCGGACAGGGUAGUCAGGCGGUGUUAAAUAUCGAGGUUACCGACGCGCUCUUGGAUAAAGAGGAGUACUGUUGGGUGUUUAAGAUUGAGUACGCAUGAUGCCGUUUCGGUAGACAACACGAACCAACUUAAAUGCUAUAUAGAUGCUGAUGCUGUAUGCUGAACGCUGUAUGCUGAAUGCUAUAUGCUGUAUUCCUAUUUUGAACCUGAGAAUUGG
This is a messenger RNA of Annulohypoxylon truncatum, 2861 nucleotides long. Its product is annotated as glycoside hydrolase family 29 protein. Bases 362 to 2743 code for a protein of 793 amino acids. Gene Ontology annotation, molecular function: alpha-L-fucosidase activity. Gene Ontology annotation, cellular component: lysosome. Lineage: Eukaryota; Fungi; Ascomycota; Sordariomycetes; Xylariales; Hypoxylaceae. The transcript has 3 exons. The record is from RefSeq and is a predicted model, not a curated record. Gene Ontology annotation, biological process: fucose metabolic process; glycoside catabolic process.